AUGGAUCCAAACGUAACGAUCCAAGGGGCACAACAGGAGCAAUCCCAGGCCGACGCGGUGCAAGAUGGCGUCAAUGCUGCGGUCGAGGAGGAGAACAAGUUCCAAAGGGCCAUCGCAGCAUGGAGGGAUAUCGAUCUCACGGCUCUCGUUCCAAAGCUGGACACCACCGCUUCCGACAUCGUCGCGCACCAACGAGAUGCACUGAUACAGAGGAAGGAUCUUGCCCAGAAAACCAAGGAUUUCCGGAAGCUAGACGAUACUGGAAAGCUGGCUGAAGUCAAGGCCCUGCUCAAAGCUUAUCAGACCUUCAUCGACCUCAUCACGAACCAAUCCAAGACCGUGCAAUCUGGCUUCUUGCAGGUCUACUCACCACUGUCCGAGGCUCCAGACCCAUAUCCUUUGCUCGAAACGUCCAUCGACUCGCUGAUCACUGCCGAAGAAAUCGUCCCCCGGUUGACUGAGGAAAACGGGCGGUUGCAGAGCCAAGUCGCGACGCUCACUGCCCAGCUGGAGGACACGGAGAAGCAGUUGGAGAGCGAACGAACCACCCGACAGUCACUAGAAAUUUCGCGUGAUGAGAAGAUUAAGGAGGUUGAAACGUCAUGGUCUGCCGUUCUAUCGGAGAAGCAAGACAAUUGGGAGGCCAAGGAGCGAAACCUGGAGGAGAAGGUUGAGAACCAGGAUCGACUGCUCAAAGAGCUCAAGGCAAGCUACGAGGUCUCACAACGGCUCGGAAGAAGUGAAGAUGGGGAUGCUGAGUUACGACAUUCCGGAGCAACCGCAGCGGAAUUGGAAAUCGUCAGCUCCGAGCUCGAUCGUGUGAACGUGCGAUUGGCAGAGGUUGAGGGUCGGAACGAGCAAUUGAGAAUCCAACUCGCACAUUCUGCAUCCCAGCAUCCGUCGCACCCCGUGGAAGACGAUCCUGCAUAUCUGCGACUACGAUCCGAAAACCAAUCUCUGCGGAGGAAGAUGGAGAAUACCAAGCUGGAUCGUGACAGUCAAACCCGAAAGAUAGAGGGCGAACUCCGGAGCCUGGAGCGCGAGCUUGCAUCGAUCAAGCAAGAGCGCGAUGGAUUGAAGGACAAGCUUCACAAGUACUCCGACUACGACGAUAUCAAGAGCGAGUUGGAGGUGUUGAAGACGAUCGAAUUUGCAACCAUCGAAGACGACGACGAAGCAGACGGCACAGAACACAAUGGCGAGAAACGGUCUCGCGAUAACCUCGAACAGCUCCUCCUCUCGCGCAACAAGAAACUCACCAACGACCUUACUCUCCUCAGGGUCUCGCACGCAGAUUUGCAACGGCGCCUCGACUCCCUUACCUCCGAUUUUAACAAUACCACCGCGGACCUCGAGAAGAGCAAAUCUCUUAACCAAACCCUCGAAUCCGACCUCCUCUCCUUACAACAAGAAGCCACCAACGCCUUCUCCCAACCGGGCUUCUCAUCUGCCGCCUCUGUCGCUGGCACCUAUACAUCCCGCUUCCCUUCUUCCGCCCGCUCCACCGCCCGCGGGAAAGGCUCAUCCCCAACGUCCUCGAUCAUCAGCGGCUGGGACCCGAUCCCCAACUCCCCCUCUCCAUCGACCGAGGGCGUCGGUGGCGGCUCCGGUAUCCUGCCCAUGGUCACCGCGCAACGCGAUCGGUUCAAGAAGAAAAUCGCGGAGCUCGAGGGCGAGCUGCAGAAGCAGUAUGCGACCGUCUCCUCGCUUCGCAACGAGAUCGCCUCGCUGCAAAAGGACAACCUCUCUCUGUACGAAAAAUCCCGGUACCUCUCCUCCUUCUCGUCCGCUUCUCCGGCGGGACGCGGCUCGAUGGCGCCGAACCCGAACCCGAGCAAGAUCGACAUGCCGGGAGCGGCGGAAGAUAAGUAUCGUACCAUGUACGAAGGACAGUUGGGAUUGGCCCCGUUCGAGCGAUGGCGUAGCCGCGAAAAUGCGAGAAAUAUGAAACGCAUGAGCUUGCCGGAGCGUACGCUGUUGCAGGUGACCAAAGUAGUUUUUUCCAGUCGGCUGGGGAGGAAUAUCUUCGCGGUAUAUCUGCUGGCACUGCAUAUGGUGGUGUUGAUGUUGCUGAUACCUGGUCACGGCGCACAUCAUGCACAAGUUAUGGCGAGGAGCGUGACGAGUACCGUGGAUGAAGGCGGGAAAAGCGGGUGA
This is a messenger RNA of Eremomyces bilateralis CBS 781.70, 2157 nucleotides long. RefSeq lists its product as uncharacterized. The record is from RefSeq and is a predicted model, not a curated record. Gene Ontology annotation, biological process: intra-Golgi vesicle-mediated transport. The coding region runs from base 1 to 2157 and encodes 718 amino acids. Gene Ontology annotation, cellular component: Golgi membrane. The transcript is spliced from 3 exons. NCBI's taxonomy places the organism in Eukaryota, Fungi, Ascomycota, Dothideomycetes, Eremomycetales, Eremomycetaceae.